Molecule: messenger RNA, 3266 nt
Organism: Anopheles aquasalis
Lineage: Eukaryota; Metazoa; Arthropoda; Insecta; Diptera; Culicidae
Gene: Reg-5
Product: Rhythmically expressed gene 5
Source: RefSeq, a predicted model, not a curated record
ACAACCCUUUGAAGCAACAGCUCCAGUGGAAGGCAACCGUAAGGCGUGAUCGAGCGUCAGCAAAGCAAGUCAAGCAAGUCAAGCAAGUCAAGCAACUCCACGAUCGAUUUGAGGAGAAGAAAAGAACAGCAAAAAGGUGUUUUCUCAGCAUAAUUAGCGCACAAACAGAGAGUGCGGCAAGUGUUCGUAGGCGUGUGUGAAGCGAACAAACACAGUGUGUGAACCGAGAUCGGGAAUAGUGUAUUUAGUUGGUGUGCGUUGAAGUGAAGCUGUUCGUUUGGAUCGUUGGUGAAGAAAGUGAAAAGCUAUCAGAGUACACCUGUGAGAACGGCAGUGAACAAAACGUUACCGCAAACACACCACACCACGCCAGAACCAAAAAAAAAAAAACCGAGACAAACAGUGAAUGUGCCCGUGUGUGCGAUCGUAAAGUGAACGAUCGUGAUUCAGGAAGCGUGUAUCGACGACAGCCAGCCAGACAGGGCAGGAAAUCGGAAAACGAAGCGAACAAUACCGAGGGAAGCAGGAAAGCAGCGCAGCGCGAAGAAUAGAAGCGCGGCAGUGAACGUGGAACGAAAGACUUAGAUGCAAGCGUAAGCGACGAACGGCACUGCACCGGAAGGGCAGCCGCAACAGCAGCAACAAACAGGAACAGCUUGCGGAAACAUUACAGGAAAGCACAGUGCACCGGACCCUCUCUCUCACUGUCUCUCAAUCCCCGGCAAACAGUAUGGCGUGUGGACGAAAGCUAAGCAUCGGUGCGGCGGUGAUGGUGGUGUCGAGUCUGGUGUCGGUCUGCUCCGGAUCGGCCAUACCGAUGUGGGAGUUUCUGAGCCGUAGCGAAAAGAUGUCGCACCUGUACACGAUGUUCGCCAAGCAGGUGUCGAGUUACUGCAAGAACUCCCAGGACAUGCCGACCAACAUGUGCAAGCGUAAUCUGCUGAUGUACGGCAUCAACAAGCUGCAGGAUAUGAACGAAUCGCACCUGGACUCGAUGGACCCGUACCAGCGUGGCGCUACUGAUAUAAUUUGGGACGCCAUGAUGGAUGGUCACACGAAGAAUGGCAAGAAGAAGACACAGACGACCGUCGCUCCGGCCUACAUCGUGAGCGAACAGUUCGAGCACAAUCCACUCUUCGACGAUCCGGCACCGACGUCGGAUGGUAUCCGUAAGGGUGGUAGCAUCAGCAAGUACGGCAUGGAUUACGAUUACAAUGUCGGUCCGACCGGUCAGGAGAUGCAGUUCUCGGAACCACACAACCAUCUGCCCCAGGAAGCGUCGACGAAUGUGGACUACUCGUUCCAGUACCAGCCGGCCGCUUCGACGCACUUCAACAAUCUGGCACCGUACGAACAGAACACGAACUACCUGACCGGUCCGAUGGUGGUGCGUCUGCGUCCCGAUGGCACGCCGGUUGAGGAGGAUCGCUUGAAGUCUUCUGCGUCAGUGGUCGCUGCCAUCAGCGUGCCGAAGGAUGACGACAUUAAGGAGAUGACGCUCGGCAAGGAGAAGAUGCCAAGCUUCCAGCAGAUCUACGACAGUCUGAAGCAGAACGAGGAACACCAUCUACCGGCGUCGACGUCGACAGUGGCGGCCCCAAGCACAACCACGCUUACGACGUCCGCACCAGUUGCCGCUGUACCGACUCAGCAGCAGCAGCAGCAACCGAUCUACGUGCAGCGUCUGCCGAACUACCUCCGUUCCUAUCGCACCGCUUACCGGGUGUACAAUGCCCACUAAGUGGCCGCUCGGAGCGCGGAUCGAAAGCUGAAUGUGAUUUUGUAUUAAUUAACUCAAACUAAACGCAAAGAUGAUGACGACGACGACGACAGCCACCGGAACAGACUCAUCUCAGCGGGGUGUUACCAACGGGUACCACGCGGAAUGCUGUGGUUCGCGGCUGGUAAGAGACCGCGGCUGAACUAAAAGCACAAAAAAGGGAACCUACCACCGUUAAGGAUCGCCUACUAGCUAAGCUACUAAGGAACGAUGAUCACGAUGAUGCGAGCUACAGUGUGUAUGGAGUCGGUGGAAACAUUUGCUGCGAUCAACUGCGAUCGAUCUCUGGUUUUGUGUCGAGAUCGAUCGAGAGUUUUCUCGCCCGGUCCACCUGGCCUCCUUGGCACAGGUAGCUCACGGUAUAAUAUGUAUUUAUGUAUCUCUAAACCCAUCCCUCGAAUUCGUAGUAGUGGUUGUUUCUUUUCCUCGCCCUUUUCAAACUCUCCUUUGGGGGAUUGUUCGAGGAUUUUUGGAUGGAAUGGUAUGUGGUACUGUGCGAGCGAAAUUGUGAUCCGAGCGAACAGAAACAACUAGCACUACGAUCAGCAAGAAAGAUAGGGAUAGAGAGCUUAUGAAUUCGGCAACGAGGAAGAACAAUGGACGUCCUUUUUUUUAUACCUUUACAUUUACGUACUAGUUAGUAACGAUAGAGCUAGCCUGUAACUUGCGUGUCCGUGGCGUACCAUGUGUGCGUUGGGGGCGUCUUAAAUUAUUGCAUAUUUAUGUGUCUGCGUGUGUUGUGCGUGCUGCGAUUGUCGAAGAGGAAGCAAUAGAAAUGGAGCUCUGUCGCGAUCAGUUCAAGAACCAGCCAGGAAGUAGAUCCGAAUAAUUCACAAAAAACGCAGCACGGCACACAACGACAAAACACGCAAACACUGGUCACACCUGGACCGGAAUGGGGGACAAAUUUAACGAUUUUGGUUGAUGGUUUUAGUACGGGAAAAGGGGGGGCGCGCCCGCCCUUUUUCUCUGUCGAAAUUGGCCAAUCGAAAUCGAACGGUAUUCCAAAUUAUUUGGAGAAGUGUUUUAUGUUCUUUUUUUAAAAAACUAUUAUUUUCUCAUAAUUGGUGUAACAAUGAUCAUUAGACUAAGCAGGAACAGGAGGAGUUUUAGGAUAAGAAACGCGAGUCGUGAGUCGCAGGGAAAAUACAUGGGAAAUAGCAGCAGCAGCAGCAGCAGCAGCAGCAGCAGCUGAAGCGACAGGAAGAGAGUUAUUGUGAUGUUUUACUGUAGGGACAGCGAGAGGUAGUGCAACUCCCGGGGAUUAGAUCCGGGGAUCGCCCACCGGCGGAAACCAGACUCACUGCACCAUUACCAUUACUGGUGGUGGUGACGGUGUUCGUUUCGUUUCCGGUUGCCGAUCCCGCGUUCCAGUCCUGGGAGCGCCUAGCUUAGGCCUUAGCUUUUAGGGAGCAUUAACAUUAAGUCAUACGAAAAAGAAAGCACAACAAGCUUGCAAGAGUACAUCUUUUUUGAAGAUCCGUGA